UCUCUGCAGGUACAUCCGCACCAUGUACCUCGGCAUACAAAGCCACCGGCAGAAGGAGAACCAGAGGCGUUUUUACUGGGCUAUGAUGUACGAGUAUGCUGAUGUCAACAUGCUGCGACUGCUAGAGACCUUCUUAGAAAGCGCCCCUCAGCUGGUGCUGCAGCUCUGCAUCAUGAUCCAGAGCAACAAGGCUGAGUGGCUGCAGUGUGUUUCUGCCAUGUCCUCCCUCCUGUCCCUGGCCUGGGUGCUAGCCUCUUACCACAAACUCCUGCGUGAUUCACGUGACGACAAGAAGAGCAUGAGUUACCGAGGUGCCCUGGUGCAUCUGUUCUGGCGCCUUUUUACCAUCUCCUCACGGGUGCUCUCCUUUGCCCUAUUUGCCUCUGUUUUCCACAUCUACUUUGGCAUUUUUGUGGUGCUCCAUUGGUGUGCCAUGGCUUUCUGGGUCAUCCAUGGCGGCACCGACUUCUGCAUGUCCAAGUGGGAGGAGGUACUGUUCAAUAUGGUGGUGGGUGUGGUCUAUGUCUUCUGUUGGUUCAAUGUACGUGAGGGCCGGACACGGUACAGAAUGGUGGCCUAUUACACAGUAGUACUGUUAGAGAAUGCCAUCCUCAGCUCCCUUUGGUAUGCGUACCGCGACCCAGCCACCACUGACGCCUAUGCCUCUUUUGCCCUCUGUGGCGUCUUCCUGUGCUUUGCCUCAGGUGUGGCCUGUAUAGUUCUCUAUUACGGGGUCCUACACCCCAUGGGCCCCCGGCUGAGGGUGCUGGCCAGCUCCUGCUGCGCUGAGCUGCUGUGGGGCCUUCCGUUACCCCCCGAGGCUGAGCCCAUGGCUCCCACACCAGGCCCCCGUGGCUCUCAGGCCACCCCCACACGGGGUCUGGCAGGGGAACACGUGGAGUCCGACGAAACAGCCACGGACACCUGCCUUCCGGUUUUCCAAGUGAGGUCCACAGAGCCCGUGGAUGCAGCUGGCAGGCCCAUCCGGCCUGAGGGUCCUCUCAUCAAGAUAGACAUGCCCAGAAAACGCUACCCAGCUUGGGAUGCACACUUUGUGGAUCGGCGCCUGCGCAGGACCAUAAAUGUGCUGCAGUACAUUAGCCCUAAUGCGGUGGGCAUCAGGUACAGGGACGGUCCGCUUCUAUAUGAACUCCUGCAGUAUGAAUCCUCCCUCUGAAGGCAUCCUCUCCCACAGCUCUGUCACCUCCUCUUACACACAAUGAUGCACAUGCGUUUCCUUUCUUUCAUUCUGCUCUUCCUCCUCUCCAGAUAAUAUCUCUCUCCAUUUGACACUCUCACACCUGCUCUCUCCUUCUCCCCCCUUCAACCAUUCAAUUUUCCUGCAGGAGAUGUGUGUUUUGUCAACUGAAAAUCUGUCAAGACAGUCUGAACACACAGUCAUGAUUUAUUUUUGGAAAAAACAUACAGUACAGAGAGAAAAUUAUGAACCUAACGUAUCUUAUGUGAUAUAUUCAAAAGUCUCAUAUAAAUCCCUCUACAUUGAUAGAGGAGGGUUCUGUAUGAGUGUGUAGAUAACAUAUGAAUGUUUCAUUAUGAAAUGUGUUUAAUGCAUUAUACUGUAUUGGUGAUUCAACCUGUGAAUACUUGUGAAGGGCAUAUUGUAUGUCCCUGUGACAUGGGACUGGUGCAAAGCCUGAUGGGAAUGAUGGAGGAGAAUCUCACAGGGGGCAGGUCUUUGCACAUCCCAACAUUUACUGCCAUUCUUUAUGUAAAUCAUUGAAAUGUACGAUACUGUUUACCAAGUCCUUAGCCCGUGAAUUACAAAGCACUGUCAUUACUAUCAUGAUAAUGUAAAUUCUACACAGGACACAAUCAAAUAUGUGUCUGGGAGAGGCAAUUCAAAACAGAUUUUUCCUCUGUGAGCUCACAUGGCUCAAGUGUAUCCUGGCUGUACUAUUUUUGUUCAAAAUCCUAAAUGGUAAUCACAUCAUGUAUGGAAGAAAAAAGAAGCACACUGACCUUCAAUCAGUUCCACUCACAUAUUCAAUUUUUCCAGUGCAGACUGCCCUCCAGUGGAGGCAAGCUGUAAGAGCAUGCCUUCCUUGGCCAGUUUUGCCCGAAGUUGUGACAGCACAAAAAUGUUAAGAUAACCACUUGAGGUGGGAAAAAAAGAAACACAGUAAGAGGAAUGUAGAAUGUAGUUGAAAUGAGCACAAUGUUUUCUAAAUUGGUGGAUAGAAAAUCAUAGUAAAAACAUUCCAAAGACUUUUUUUAAAGAUUGUAGGUGUUUAGUAAAGGAUAGAAGGGUAAAAAUGUGUGUUAACACGCACUUUGUUUUGAAGUGCAAAGACAGCCUUCAAGGAAUCCUCCACCAUUCCCUACUGAAUCCUAGAAAGUACUCCCUUUUCAAAAACUCCCUAUUUUGUUUUCUUAUCAACAAAUGUUUUAGGUUGAUUAAUAUAUGCUUAUUGGGUGCAAAGACUUGUAAUAAGUUCUUGAGAAAAAUAUGACAAAUCUGAGAAGAUAUUUCUAUGCUAUUAUACUUCAGUGCGUAUUUGUGUCCACAUUUAUAGUCAUUGACAUAACUAUAUUUUGCCAGAGCACACACUUUUUUACAUAACAAAACAUGUUGCAGUGUUAAAAAGGUAUACUCCUCAAUAUCAGUGUGCCCUCAAAAGAGGUUGUACUCUUAUAUGGGUGUACAGGGCGACUGUUCUGGCACCUGCUAGCGCAGUUUAAACAAAGCCAAAUCGCAUCUUACAGUACUGUCUUUCAAAUUUAUCUGCCCCCUUGAACCAGUAGAAUGAGUCCAUGCAAAAUGUGUGCCAUCUAUAGGCCUGCUGUGCAGCAGUAAUACACUGAUAUACAUCUCCCAGCUGAACCUGCGGGAGCUCUCCACCACAGACACCCACGGGUCGACCACUGUAUUCAAUCAUGAGAAAAAAAUAUUUUAAAAAAUACGCCUUCUAAGUCAAAGGAGCUUGACUAAAAUUUCCAGAGAGGGCAACUGAACAAUUCAUGAGAAAAAUGAAUGCAUUUCAUAAUCCAAUUUUAUCUAUUUACUUAAUGGUCCAUCUUAAUAUAUAAUGUGUGUUUUUUACAUUGUAGUGUUUGGCAUGACUUUAGUAUGAGGCAUUAGUACAAAUGCACCCAACAAGGGAGGCCCAAGAGCCCUACACAAAACAGAGAUUCCUUUUUCCUGACUCACUGGCUUUCUGCUUAGCUGUGGCCACACGUGCCUGCUAACAUCGUACUGUAAAAGGCAGAUGCCACGUAAGUUUAGGCUAAAGGCGAGAGGGGUUUUUGCCAGGGUUGGAAGAGAACAUGAGGACAGAUCGUGAUAAAGGGCCUGAUGGAGUAUGGAGUGUGAUUCCUCGUGCACUUGUGUGAGGAAGUGUGAGUGUUCACCUCUCAGCAUGUAUUGUGCAACCUACAGUAUGUAUAUGUUAGAGGAUGUAAGUAUGCGUGCAUGGUGGCGGGUGUGUGCUUGCACUUGUCCAUGCAUCUGUUCAGCCCUUUCCCACAGUUCUGUUCUCUUGCCGAUUGUUCGACUCCAUCCUUGGUUGCUGCUCCGCCCUCUUCCCCAUCUCUACGGUGCUGGGCCUUGGUACUCUCCCGCAAAACACUCUCACACUCUCUGGUAACUGAACAACGGGGUUGAGGCUGAACAACUGGAGAUCCUGACAUGAGAACAUGCAAUGAGGUACACUGCCAUAACCAAGAGCUUCAACAUCCAGGGUCUGCCACCCUUCAGCUUAAAUGCGAUGUUCAGCCCUGAGUAAUUGAGAACUGUUGGGUCAGCUAGGGUGGAGCAAACAUCCAACACACCAUAUGUAUAGAUAUACAUGUGUAUGCAAAACAACCAACUUGUUCAUUGUUUACCAUAGUAGCCAGAGUAGUUCCACUCUGUUGUAGUGAAUGAACAGCCAUGUUAACAGUUAGUCAAUGAAUGAAUAAUGAAUUAUAAGUAUUGUUAAACUAAAAAAAAACAAAGCAAAACAGCCAAUAUAGGGGUUCCUCAGGACCAAUAAUCAAGACCACUGAACCAGCUGACUCAGGGGUGUCUCAAUGCAGUUCUCAUCCCCAGGCAUGUCCUCAAGGGUCUCCAUUUUUUCCUUAACAUUUUGCAUCCUGGACCACUCCUCGGCUGGGAUUGUACCACUAAAUUAUGGUUUGCACAUUUUGUUUUGUGGGAAUGAUUACUCAUUCUUCUUACUGGGGGGCGGGGGGCGGGGGAGGGGCGGUUUUUUGUGGUAGUUGGCUGCCUGGCAUUCGGUGCAUCCUUUCUAAACACUGCUGACCUUUUCCAGACGUGGACACAUGUCCAAAUCAGGUGCAAAUACACUGUGAUUCAUUCAUUUUUUGUGUGUGUGUGAGACAACAGUAUUAUACAGUAUAGCAUCAUAAAAGAUUAUGUACAACUGGGCUACAUUUCAUCUAGUGGUGCUUAAUGUCGUAUAACGCAGAGUAUUUAUGCUUGCGUAACAGUGUCAUUAGAAUAGUGGUAAUGACAGUUAAUUAAACUGAUUGAUUUUAAUUAAGUCUACAAAGAAUCUCUAUGUACAAGUCCGGAUUUUUAUGAAACAUGCAGUAUAUUUUACGUAUUUCUACAGAACAAUCACCAUUUUGCCACAUUCUAUAUCUAGUAAAAAGGAUUAGCUAGAAGCUGGUUAAUAAGUGGGUUUUAGUUUUUAUAUAUUUUUCUUGUUUUCUUUAAAUUAUACACGGGUUUCAAGAGCUAAGCUACACAAGAGUGCAAGUGGAAGCUGUUUCUAUACUAUACAGUGUAGUAUUCGGGCUGCCACACUUUAUACCACAAACAAGGUCACAAAGAAAUCACCUGCAGAGAAUUGUUUCUGUCAGGUUACCUGCCCAACUCUACAUCCCUCGAUGGCCACAACACACAGCAAGAGCAUUUGAACAGCAUGCUUGUUCUUCUCAGUCCUUGUUGUGCCUUGUUACUUUGGGUGCUUCAAUCCAGCCAUGGCAGCCAGGUCCGCAAACAACGAUGCCAAUGUCUUUCUUUACUCGUUUCAUGUGCCAGCACACUCACCAAGAUGACAACACCAAACAAUAUUCCCCUGUCUGUCUCCACAAAACCAGAUCAAGCCAAGUUUCUCAAUUCUGUCAGCUUACACCUCAAGAUGACCGUGCUAUUUAGUCUUACAGUUCCAUUCAAGUUGUCAUCUACAGGACUGCACUGUUACCUAGUUACAGUGUCGCAACUAAACUUCACAGUGUGACAGAACCAAAUACUGUGGGUACUGUGCGAAACCCAGUUACUGGUUCUUUCAGAGACAUAGGAGAAAUAGUAAGGCAAUACUGAACAUCACCUGUACUUGAACAUAGGAUUCCUCAUCUUUAUUACGUUUGACAAAGCUGAAUCGCUACAGCCCAAGCUGAUUCAGCAAGUUACAAUUAGCAAAAACCGUUAGUUUUGGACUGUUUGGAUGGAUAGUCAUAACAGGUGCCAGCCACGAUACUAAACGAUUUGGUCAAUGAUUGUUUUGUACUUUUGUCUAUGCCUUUACAUCUUCUUCUGUCUUGCAAUGAUGAAUGAUUUGUAGUGCCAAGACGUAAAACUUUCUGUGUCGUUUGUCUUGUGUGAACAAUACAUUCUCUAGCCAAAACAAUAAUGCCUGCGGUUGGAAUAAGUCAGUGAGUCAAAAUGCGCAAAAAUCUGUUAUGUUGCAUUUCCUUACAGUGGAAUGAUGAAACAGGCCCGAUCACUGAUUCACUUUUGAAUAACCUCAUUUCCUGGUUUUCCUACCACCUCCCAGCAUGCCUUUAGAACUCAUUGUGAGGUGACCCUCAACAUUUAGCAUGUAAGUGCUCUUGACUGCACAAACAAACCCUCUGAUUUCUGCAUUAAUGUGUAGCAGCAGGCCAUUGUAGUGUUUGACUUGGUUUAAGUCUGUACCUUUGUGUCAUGACCAUCUGUUUGGCCGUUGGAGCAGUAUGUCCAGAUGAUAAAACGGUGCAUUUUCUUCUUUUUCUUUGACUCCUUUGAUUUUUGGUAAUAACCUGGUGCUGAAUAAAUACAUUUAUAAGGUGCUACCACUGUGGACUGCAAAGUCCAUUUUUUGGCUUUCUGAGAGCAUGGCCUUCCGGUUGACUGAGAGAACCUGCACUCCACAAACUUGCAGUCUCAAAAAUGCUCAAGAGCAAGCACCUCAAAUCCACACAGUUUACAGCAGAACUCAACUCUCAAUGGUGCCAUCUUGAUUUUCCAAUCUGCACAAAAACAACAGUUACUCUACUGUUCAUAUGUUUAUUAUACUGGUUUCAACAUACACUAUGUUUUAGUUUUUACUAUGAUUCAAUCUGCACUAGGAUUUUUUUUUCUUUUUUUUUCUCUGAGAGAAUGAAACUGGCAGAUGACAAAAGGCAUCUUUUGGCAAAUGCACAGGAGCACAAAUGUACUUCUGCUACUGGAAUUUGAGUAAAAAAAGUAUAUAGAACGUGAUUGCUGUGUUGUAAAUUCCUGUCAUCUAUAUGUCCUUAAUCUGUGUGUAUCUAUUUUUGUUGUUAUUGUAGAAUUGGCUGUAAUAUUUUGUUUAAAAAUGGAUUUGAUAUUCCAAUGAAGCGACUAUGGGUGUCAUAUUAAUUGCUGCUGACUUUUUGAAAUUGUUAUCAAAGGUGUUGGGAAAUAUUGCUUUGUUUAUAUUCAAUCAAUUUCUAGAUUGUGUUAGCUUGUUGGUGUAUUUCACAAACCUAUCAGGAUAUUCCCUAGGCUAUAUGAUUUAUCCGGGGUAUUCCAAAAGUUGGCACAAUGUCAGUGAGCAAAUUCGCUACAGUCUGUAGCAUCUUUAUGAAAGUGUACUCAUACAACCUAUGUUGUGACUGAGAACCUAUAAGGAAUGAUUUCUUUGUUGUUGUUAAAUAUAAAAUGUAAGUAAAUUGUUUCAUGGAAUCCCCAUUCUUUAAAAAAGCAAAACUGAUGUCCAGUAUUGUACCUACGCCCUAUUUUUGGGAACAAUAUGAAUAUUAUUAAUAACAUAUGGUGCUAAAGUUCUUUUUGUAUGUUUUGGUUUUUAGAAGAAAAGAGAAAUAUUAUGCUGAAAAUGUAAUGUUAAGCCUUACUGUAGAUUGAUAUAUCAGACUGUUCAUCCCAGAAGAGAAAAAUAAAUAUAGUAUUUGAAAGUGCAA
This is a messenger RNA of Lates calcarifer (barramundi perch), 7110 nucleotides long. It is a transcript of the gene xkr6b, whose product is annotated as XK, Kell blood group complex subunit-related family, member 6b. Gene Ontology annotation, biological process: apoptotic process involved in development; phosphatidylserine exposure on apoptotic cell surface; engulfment of apoptotic cell. Gene Ontology annotation, cellular component: plasma membrane. The record is from RefSeq and is a predicted model, not a curated record. Bases 23 to 1177 code for a protein of 384 amino acids. The transcript has 2 exons. Lineage: Eukaryota; Metazoa; Chordata; Actinopteri; Centropomidae.